Messenger RNA from Lachancea lanzarotensis, 1533 nucleotides. RefSeq names its product LALA0S05e04764g1_1 (gene SMF1). Gene Ontology annotation, molecular function: cadmium ion transmembrane transporter activity; manganese ion transmembrane transporter activity. The transcript has a single exon. The coding region runs from base 1 to 1533 and encodes 510 amino acids. Gene Ontology annotation, cellular component: plasma membrane. Gene Ontology annotation, biological process: intracellular manganese ion homeostasis; iron ion transport. Lineage: Eukaryota; Fungi; Ascomycota; Saccharomycetes; Saccharomycetales; Saccharomycetaceae. The record is from RefSeq and is a predicted model, not a curated record.
AUGUCGGCGACAGAAGAUGCCAGCAGUCCAUCGCCGUGUAUUCGGAUGGUCCAAAAUGUUUCCAGAUCGACUAAAUCGGUCUUGAUGAAAUAUUUGAAAUUUGUGGGACCUGGAUUGAUGGUCAGUGUCGCAUACAUGGAUCCGGGAAAUUACUCUACAGCAGUCGAUGCUGGUGCUACUAACAGGUUUGCACUUCUGUUCGUCAUACUGCUUUCAAAUAUCAUCGCCAUCUUCCUGCAAUCGCUGUGUAUCAAAUUGGGCACCGUAACCGGCUUGGAUUUGUCGAGAGCGUGUCGUAAAUACUUGCCAAGGUGGCUUAAUUGGACGCUUUAUGUAUGUGCAGAAGCUGCAAUCAUAGCUACUGAUGUAGCUGAGGUGAUUGGUUCUGCUGUGGCGUUGAAUAUUCUGAUCAAAGUUCCUCUUCCUGCCGGUGUAGCAAUCACUGUGGUAGAUGUUCUCUUUGUCAUGAUUGCCUAUAAACCUGGUAGCUCAUCCAUGAGAUUUGUGAGAUUCUUCGAAUUGGCCGUGGCAGCUUUGGUAUUGGGAGUUUGUGUUUGUUUCUGUAUCCAGCUCGCAUUUCUGCCACGCAUUCCUGUACGUGAAAUAUUCCGCGGCUUUGCACCCUCGAAAGAGAUGUUUCAAAACAACGGGAUCUAUAUUGCAGCCUCUGUCCUUGGUGCUACGGUCAUGCCACAUUCUUUGUUUUUGGGAUCCGGUUUGGUCCAACCCAGACUUUUGGAAUACGAUGAGCAAAACGGAAACUACUCCAAGUUGGCUUCGGUAGAGGUUGCAUCCGAUGUCUCCUCAGCCGUAAAUCUGAGCAAAGACGAGAAAUUGGAUCAAGGCUAUCUCAAUUACAAGCCAAGCAUGUCAGCAAUACGUUAUGCGCUAAAAUAUUCUAUUUCGGAGCUGACCAUCACUUUAUUCACCUUUGCGCUGUUCGUGAACAGCGCCAUUUUGAUAAUAUCGGGAGCAACCUUGUAUGGAUCUCCAGAAGCCGCCGGAGCAGACUUGUACACAAUUCACGCUCUUUUGUCCAGAACCUUAGCGCCCGUCGUUGGUACGAUCUUUAUGCUUGCUCUACUACUCAGCGGCCAGUCAGCAGGAAUUGUAUGUACAAUCGCGGGACAGAUUGUCAGCGAGGGACAUAUCAAUUGGAAGCUCAAGCCAUGGAAGCGUCGGAUAGCUACUAGAAUGAUCUCAAUUGUUCCCUGUCUCGCCAUAUCUCUAAGCGUCGGUCGGCCUGCCUUAUCUCGCACCCUAAAUGCAUCGCAGGUUGUACUAUCGUUGCUGCUACCGUUUUUGACAGCGCCUUUGAUUUACUUUACGUGUAAGAAGUCUAUCAUGCGAGUAGAAGAGCCCGCUUCCAAUGCAGAACGCCGAUCAGACAUCGAAAACGGAGAAAAAUCCGUGAUUGACAUGUCAAACAAUUGGGUGACAUCGGUGAUAGCCUUUGCUGUUUGGCUAUUCAUCUCGGUUCUCAAUGUUUAUGCUAUUGUUCAGCUCGGUCUUUCUAAAGGUGACAUCAAUUGA